AUGGCGGGCCGGGCGUUCGAAGAUGCUUCUGGUGGGAAGCGCGAUGCUUGGAGUUCGUUAAUCCGGGUCUGGCUGGACAUCUGUGCGGCGAACAGGUUGUUAAGACGGUUGUCUGUGCCUUGCGCGAAGUUGUCGAGCCGUGAUAGCAAGAUUUUGCUCAGAAGAACUAGGACGCUCUUGUGCCGAGCGUUGUCAGGUGGGCGGUUGGUCGGCCCGAUGAAAUUAUGUGCCGAGAUCGGCUCGUUCUGGUCCUCUGGUCGGCGGGGGCCGAUGAAUGUUUCGUGCUGCCGGGCUGUCAUGCUGCAGCUGGUGGGAGAGAUCGGUAUUCGACUACCGAUUGAUGCCGAUCCGCUUUGCGUAGAGAAAUGUCUCGAUGCCCCACGGUGGGCGCCAAUUGUAAGAGUUGAGAUGGUUCGGUUUGGCAAAACAAGUAAUGAGGGGAUGUGGGUCGAGACUUUCGUAUUAAAAGUAAGCGGGAUCGGCAAUUACAAUGAGAUCGGUCAAAAGACGAUCUCUUUUAAAAUAAGACAGAGCUCGGCAAAGGAGAUGCAGCUCGGCAAUUAUGAUAUGUUAAAUGCUAAGCUUUCUCUCUCUAGCUCUCUCUCAUUACUGUCCCGUCAAUAG
Messenger RNA from Microthlaspi erraticum, 624 nucleotides. Lineage: Eukaryota; Viridiplantae; Streptophyta; Magnoliopsida; Brassicales; Brassicaceae. The record is from the annotation of a GenBank genome assembly.